CAUGUGCAUAGUUUAGGCCACAUGCUGAUAAUGUUACACAUAUUACAACAGCUAUUACACACAUUUUAUAACAGUACAUGCUAUACAUAGUAAAUUUGGACAAUUGGACAAUUUGGACAAUUUUUUUGGCGAUAUCGGUAUCAGCAAGCCUAGUUUGAUAAGGCAAGCCUAGUUUACAGGGACUGCCAAUUAAAAUGUGUAAGGGAACAUUUUGAAUCGUCUUUUUCAAGGAAUGAGAUCAAAAGGAGCUGAGAUAGCAAGGAGAUAUCGGGAACGUCGUGAUGCUGACCCAGACAGAAGAAGAAAGUACCUUGAGAAAGAAAGGGUCAAAUGGAAAAAAGACAGAGAGACUGGAAAGAAGAAGGGUGUCAAUGAGCUCAGUGAGAGAGAGAAGAGGGCAAAAAGAAAAAAAUGGAAAGAGGCAAAAAGUCAAGCCAGAGCCAGAAACAGGGCUAGUGCUUUGCUACAGUCAGAGACACCACCCAACUCCCCUGCUGAAACUCCUGAAAAUCAGCGUGAGCCAGGGCCCUCCAGGCAACGGCAUCAAGGGGAAAGCAUUCGAAGGAGUGCGAAGAGAAAACUGAAAAAACAGAUUGAAAUAUUAGAGGCACAGCUCAAAAAAGAGAAAAGUAAAACUGAGAAAUAUAAGAAGAGGUACCAUCGGGCCAAGAAAGAAAGUCCGUCCAAAUCACCACGUACAAAAGUCAAUGCUUUGUUGGCACGUCAAAAAGUGAAUUCACCCAUCAAAAGAGCUCUUCUUUUCCAUACAUCCCUGAUUGAAAAUAUUAGAAGAAAAUAUGAACAUGCAAAAACAAACAGAGAGAAGCAGCUGAUAGCAAAAGUGGUCAGUGGAAACAUUCUAAAGAAGUAUAAGCUCCAAAAGCAUGCCCAGACUGCUUUUGGCUACUCUAAGAAGAUAGCAAAGUAUCCUGUGGAUCUGACCUACCGUGGGAGGAGGUGCGUCAGUCGAAAUGACAUUAGGAAGAAGGUUACAUCAUUUUUUCUUCGAGAUGAUGUUAGUCGAAUGACAACUGGCCGCAAACAAACAGUCACACGGCUGAAGAAUAAAAUGCAAAAGAGGUUGCUUACUGACACAAUGAAGAACUUGCAUAGGAGGUUUCUCUCUGAGCACAUUGGCCACAUGUCAUACACCUCCUUUUGCCGUCUCAGACCCUUUUGGGUGGUAACCCCCUCUACCUCUGACCGUGACACAUGUCUCUGCAAAAAGCAUGAGAACUUGCAAUUCAUUGCCAAUGCCUUGCAGAGCCAAGGGUUACUGUCCUCAAGAAACAUUGAGGAAAUGUCUGAAGCAACCAUGUGUGACCCGAAAGCCAAGGUCUGUGCUUAUGGUGAGUGCAGUGAAUGCCUCCUAACUUGUCACCCGAUGCUGAAAACCCCUGGGGAAGAGAACAUUAGUUUAUUUCAGUGGAUGACAGAGAAGAUCAAGAAGGAUGAGAAGGUGUCAACAAUAACAGUGAAAAGGGAGAUAACAAAAACAGAGCAUGAGCUUAACACAGAUUUCCAGGAGAGGCUUGUUCAUUUUAGGAGCCAUGUCUUCAACAUUAAAUGGCAAUUUGAUGCCUACAGGGAGCUCAGGAGGAGUCUGAAGCCCAAUGAGUCCCUCUUGCAUAUAGAUUUUAGCGAAAAUUACUCAUGUAAGUACAGCGAAGAAAUACAAUCUGUGCAUUUUGGAGGCUCACACAAGCAGGCCAGUCUGCACAAUGGAGUGCUCUACACCACUGGUGAACAAGCGCCACACACCUUCUGCUCCAUAUCACCCUCCAGAAGACAUGACCCUGUGGCCAUCUGGGCCCACCUUGAUCCAGUUCUGAAGGUAGUGAGAGAACGACACCCUCAAGUCAGCACACUUCAUUUUUUCAGCGAUGGGCCUGCAACACAGUAUCGACAAAAGGGAAAUUUCUUCUACCUCUCAACAGAACCCUACAAGUAUGGCUUCAAAGAAAUAACAUGGAAUUUCUUUGAGGCUAAUCAUGGGAAGGGGGCACCAGACGGUGUAGGUGGGGCCCUCAAGAGGUCAGCAGACUGGAUUGUAGCCCAUGGAGGAGACAUUCCUGAUGCCCAGAGCUUGUAUAACAAGCUGAAAAGCCUGGACACAUCUGUCGAGCUGUUCUUCAUCCCAGAGAGGGAUAUUGAAUCAAAGCCUGAGAUACCUGCAAUAGCUGCCGUAAAAGGCACUAUGAGAAUCCACCAAGCUAUCAGUCUGACACCCGGCCAAAUGAAAUACAGAGACAUUUCAUGUCUAUGUAAAAGGGAGAAAGGUGUUUUGGACUGCCCCUGCUUUAAUCUUCAAGAGGUCACUCUAGCUAAUGUUCCUGUUUCAUCUGACAAGUCCCCAGCAUGUGGAAAGACACCAGAUAAUCCUAGGAGACCAGAAAUGAUUGAGGUAAAGCACAUUGGAGAGUGGUGCGUUGUUAAUUAUGACAAUGAAGCAUACCCAGGUAUCAUCAUGGAUGCAGAAGGGCAUAAUGUGAAAGUUAAGUGUAUGCAACGCCAUGGCAUAAACCAGUUCAAAUGGCCAGGUCUUCGGGACGACAUCUGUUGGUACCAUGACUGGCAGGUACUUUGCCUAAUACCAGAACCACAGGCUCUGAACAAGCGCUCUUUACAGAUUGAAGCGUCUGCGUGGAAGUAUGUGGAACAGCAACUGCAGAACUGA
Alosa sapidissima (American shad) is the source of this 2677-nucleotide messenger RNA. RefSeq lists its product as uncharacterized. The coding region runs from base 233 to 2677 and encodes 814 amino acids. Lineage: Eukaryota; Metazoa; Chordata; Actinopteri; Clupeiformes; Clupeidae. The record is from RefSeq and is a predicted model, not a curated record. The transcript is spliced from 2 exons.